AUGCAAACUAAGAAAAGAAUUUCUGGAAGAAAUGCUUCAAGAGAGCAUGCAAGUCCCAGGAUUUCAAGAGCUCAGAAGAAACUGUCGGAAAAUGUGCAAGUAGCUGAAAAGAAAGUUUCAGAGCUGAUUACAUCUUCGACCAGGAAGCAGAAAUGCACCCUUCCAAAGAAAAGUCAGGAGCCUAUUGUGGCAACAAAUUUGAAUACUAGAUUCAACUCGAUGCAUCAUAAGGCUUCCAAUGCUUCUACCGAUUGUGAUGUGGUGGAUCCUAAGGAUUGUAAUGAAGGAGCUGCUCAAUGUGUGUUGCAAACUAUAUUUUCUCCUGCUUUUCACAUAUCUAAAGUUGCUGGAGGAGAAAUUUCUGGCGGGGUUGACUUCCUCGAACUGUUUCGGACCGGAGACUCUCGGGUUGAUAUGCUGGAUGGUCAUGUUACACAAGAAACCUUUAAAUCCUCUUUUGGAGAACACAAUGAGAGCACAGUAACAUCACUCAACACAACAUGUCAUAGUGUCCCAGAAGUGGAGAAAAAUAUAUCGGCCAAAAACUCAUAUGCGGAUAGCUAUGGUGAUCAGUUCUCUACUGAUGCAACUACUGUGAAUUCUUGUAGUAUUGCAGCUUCAAAUGGAGUUGGUCUUCCUUCUGAAGUUUCAACUAUAUAUCUUGCGAUGAAGAACUCAAAACUGGAAUGUGUUGAUGAGCACGGUCAAGAUUCUAUGGCAACUGAUGUUUGCAUGGAGGAAGAUGAUUACGAGGAGUUUGAUGACUUUGACCCUUAUCUAUUUAUAAAGAACCUGCCAGAUUUGUCAUCAGUAGUCCCCACUUUUCGGCAUAUGCUGCUACCUAAACAGACACGGAGUUGUCCUCCUACGACUCUUGUUUUGGACCUGGAUGAGACACUGGUGCACUCCACACUUGAACCUUGUGAUGAUGCAGACUUCACGUUUCCUGUCAACUUUAACCUCCAGGAGCACACAGUCUUUGUUCGAUGCCGUCCUUACCUCAGAGAUUUCAUGGAGAGAGUUUCUAGUCUCUUUGAGAUCAUAAUAUUUACAGCUAGCCAAAGUAUUUAUGCAGAACAGCUUCUAAAUGUGCUUGAUCCAAAGAGGAGGAUAUUCCGACACCGUGUUUUCCGUGAAUCCUGUGUUUUUGUUGAGGGUAACUACCUCAAGGAUUUGUCAGUUCUUGGUCGUGAUUUGACGCGUGUUAUUAUAAUUGACAACUCUCCCCAGGCAUUUGGCUUCCAAGUAGACAAUGGUAUCCCAAUUGAGAGCUGGUUUGAUGAUCGCGCGGAUAAAGAGUUGCUUUCACUACUUCCAUUUUUGGAGAGCUUGGUUGGGGUUGAAGAUGUGAGGCCACUGAUUGCGAAGAAAUACAAUCUUCGACAGAAAAUUGCUGCAGCUGUUUACCCUCAGUUGAAUUCAAGUAGAGGAGAUCCUUUUGAAAGGUAG
Messenger RNA from Dovyalis caffra, 1449 nucleotides. The record is from the annotation of a GenBank genome assembly. NCBI's taxonomy places the organism in Eukaryota, Viridiplantae, Streptophyta, Magnoliopsida, Malpighiales, Salicaceae.